Molecule: messenger RNA, 2823 nt
Organism: Cucurbita moschata (crookneck pumpkin)
Lineage: Eukaryota; Viridiplantae; Streptophyta; Magnoliopsida; Cucurbitales; Cucurbitaceae
Product: putative leucine-rich repeat receptor-like protein kinase At2g19210
Exons: 14
Biological process (GO): protein phosphorylation
Molecular function (GO): ATP binding; protein kinase activity
Source: RefSeq, a predicted model, not a curated record
CAUGUGGCCAGAGUAGUUUGGAAGUCCGAACAUGGCAAGCUCCGAUGAAGAUGAAGAUUUAUUGAACAUGGAUGCCAAUAGCGUAGCGCUCUUCUGCAAUCGAGUAGCCUCAAUUGGAAUUCAUCUGACACAGUCCCAAAAAUUUCGCCAUAAAUUAUUCAGCAUAGGAUAUGGCUGCUUUCUCAAUUCUCGUGAAUCAAUGCAGCCAAUGAUAGCCCCUGGAGGAAGAGGAUGAUGAUAAUGGGAACAUCAGGGCAUUCCCUGUUUGGUUUCCUGCUCAGUUGCUUGGCAUUGGCUUUUCUACUUCUUAUUCGAGCUCAGGAUCAGUCAGGCUUCAUUAGUUUAGACUGUGGAUUACCAGAGGGUACAAGUUACACCGAAAAGACGACCAAAAUUAACUAUGUUUCUGAUGCAUCCUUCAUAAACACUGGGGUUAGUCGAAGUGUUGAUUCAGCUUAUGUAGAUUUAGAUAUCUAUGAAAUGCAAUUGAGGAAGCUGAGAAGCUUCCCUGAUGGAAUCAGAAACUGUUACAAUAUAAGCAUUAAAAGGGCCACCGAAUACUUGAUUCGAGCAAGUUUCUUGUAUGGCAAUUAUGAUGGUCUGGAUUCGCCACCGAUGUUUGAUCUCUAUAUUGGGAAUAGCUUAUGGGAGACAUUCAACGGAACUGGAGAUGACAUGGGUGUUUUCAUAGAACUUAUACAUGUAACCUCCUCAAAUGAAAUUCACAUCUGUCUGAUCAAUACUGGAAAUGGAGUGCCAUUUAUUUCUACAUUGGAAUUUAGACCUUCGUUCAACAUCACUUAUUAUACAUCAACGGCAUCCUUAUCACUUUUUGCUCGAUUGGACUACGGCUCAGCAGAUGGUCAAUAUUACAGAUUCCCUUUGGAUGUUUAUGACCGCAUUUGGUUAUCAUAUCACUCUAACGAUUCGACACGAGUAAGCACCAAUAUUACUCUCAAUAGUGAGGACUACGGUUUCCAACUUCCAUCCAUUGUCAUGAGUACUGCCUCCACUUCAAAAGAUGCAAGCACGACUUUGGAGAUUUCGUGGGAUACAAUAGAUUCAUCUCAAUACUUUGUGAUUAUGCACUUUGCUGAACUUGAGAUUCCUCAAGUCAAUCAAACCAGAGAGUUUACUAUCUGGCACAAUGGAAACUUAUAUUCUAGAGCUAUAAUUCCAGAAUAUUUGUCCACGAUGAGCUUUUUGUCUCCAAAGCCAUUGAAGGCAGCAAGUAGUCAUUUCCUUACUUUCGUUCCAACUGAGAAUUCAACGCUUCCUCCUAUCAUCAAUGCUUUUGAAUUAUAUGGAAUGAAAGAAAUAUCAGAGUUAGAGACAGACCAAGGAGAUGUGGAUGCAGUUACCAAUAUUAGGUCAAAUUAUGGAAUAAAGAAGGAUUGGCAAGGCGAUCCAUGUGUGCCAAUGGAAUACACUUGGAGUGGAUUAAAUUGUAGUAACAAAACUGCUCCAAGAAUCAUAUCCUUGGACCUAUCUGGAAGUGGACUGGUAGGUGAGAUAUCUUCUUACAUAUCAAAUCUAACCAUGUUGCAAAUUUUGGAUUUGUCCAAUAAUGGGUUGACUGGAGAGAUACCGGAAUUCUUAGUAAAUUUGCCUAAUCUAAGAAUCCUUUCUUUAACCAGAAACAAGUUCACAGGCUUAAUUCCCAAGGUUCUCUUGCAAAGAGCUGAAGCUGGAUUGCUUAUAUUAAGUGUGGGUGAAAAUCCAGAUCUUUGUACAUCACUUAAAUGUGAUAACAAGAAGAAGAAGAAGAAUAAGAGGAACAAGUACUUGGUUCCUGUAAUUCUCGCCAGCAUAAUAGCUGUGUUCCUACCUAUCCUUAUAAUUACUCUAGUAAUCUACAAAAGGAGAAAACAAAGAGAGAAUCUCAAAAGAUCAAUCCAAGAAAGGUUACUUAAGUCGAAGAACCAACAAGUUCAUUACUCUGAGAUAUUGGUUAUCACAGAUAACUUUAAGACAACUCUUGGGGAAGGAGGAUUUGGAAAAGUAUACUUGGGUGUACUUAGUGAUAAAACCCAAGUUGCUGUCAAGUUGCUGUCUUCAAUAUCACAGCAAGGCUACAAUGAAUUCAGAGCCGAGGCUCAAAUACUAACAGUUGUUCAUCAUAGAAAUCUGGUUUCUCUUGUUGGUUACUGUGAUGAAGCUGAGAAUAAGGCACUCAUUUAUGAAUUCAUGGGCAACGGAAAUUUAGGCAAUCUCCUAUCUGAUUCAAGCGCAAAGGUGUUGAGUUGGAUGGAAAGACUCCAAAUUGCAGUUGAUGCAGCACAAGGAUUAGAAUAUUUACACAAUGGUUGCGUGCCGCCUAUCAUUCACAGAGAUAUUAAGUCUUCUAAUAUCCUAUUGAAUGAAAAAAUGCAAGCUAAAAUAUCUGAUUUUGGACUGUCCAGAGUAUUUGCAAAUGAAAAUGAUACUCAUUUCUCCACAUGUCCUGCUGGCACCUUCGGUUACGUCGACCCUACGGUUCAUUUAUCUAGAAACUUCAUCAAGAAAAGUGAUGUUUACAGCUUUGGAAUUAUAUUGCUUGAGCUGAUCACUGGACAUCCUGCCAUAAUCAAGAGCUCUGAAGUGAACACUCACAUAGUUGAUUGGGUUAAGCCUCUGAUUGCAGAAGGGAACAUCGAAAACAUUGUCGAUCCGAGGUUAGAAGGCUCCAUUGAAAGUUGUUCUGCAAAGAAAUUUGUGGAGCUUGCUCUAUCGUGCACAUUGCCAACUUCAGCUGGAAGGCCUGACAUGAGUAAUGUGGUGUUACAACUUAUUGAGUGCUUGGAGAUUGUUCAAGACAGAACUCCACAAAUUCCACCUAACAAU